GAUAAAUUUUCACAACAGAACCAAACUGAAUUUCAAGUACAAAACUAUGAUAUUUGUUUCUUUUUUUUUUUUUUUUUUUUGUGUGUGUGUGUUAAACACGAUUUUGAGCAUAAAACAUGUCAGAAAUACUUCGUUUUGCCUCUUCUCCAUUCAUCCCCCUACGAUCUUGGGGACUCGUCGGGACUCGUGGUUUAUGAGCGGGGAACACGAAAAUGGUUAUUUUAGAUACCUGAAUGGUGAUGAUAUCUUAAAAGAAGAAAAUCCUAACCUAGCUUAACCUAACCUAACCUGAUCUAACCUAACCUAACCUGAUCUAACUUAAACUAACCUACCCUACCAUAUCCCAACUUUACCAAACCUAACCUAAUUCAAUCUAACCUCACCUAAUCUAAUCUGAUCUAACCUAACCUAACCUAACCUGCGCGCAUCACCUAACAAAUAUUGCCUAUAUUACGGAAACUAUUAAUUUGCGACGAAAACUUUAAUAAAUUUAGUUUCUCAGUAUCCAUAAAGCCAAUCGAAAACAAUACUCCUAAAUGUGUAGAGUGUUAUGGUCCUCCCCAAGAAUAAUACUUUUUUCCUAAUACAUGAAAUAAUUUGCUGUAUUGUUAUUUUUCAUCAUAACUGUCGAGAUUUACAUAUCUGCAUCAUCAAAUUAUUACGUGCAUUUUCCUAAUUGUUUAAACAAUGAAUACGUGUAUAUAGUGUGACGGUAAAAAGUGAAGUAUCGAAGGUUAGUAAUGGAGAUGUCGUCUGGCAAUGAUAAAAGCGUAAUUCUGUUUAUAUACCCCUUUCCCAAAUGCCUAUUGUUCCUCCUUUACCUCGUCAGUCUUCUACUCCUCUCUAUUAUGUUCCUUCUCUAGCUUGCCAGUCUUCUACUCCUUUCUAUUAUUUGCUUUCUAUUAUUUGUAUAUGUUCAAUUACCUCCUUGCCUCACUUCUCCACAGGCCAGGCGGGGGUGAACCAGCUGGGCGGAGUCUUCGUGAACGGGCGGCCGCUCCCUGACUAUGUAAGGAGAAGGAUCGUAGAGAUGGCCCUUAUGGGGGUGCGUCCGUGUGACAUCUCGAGGCAACUGCUUGUGUCCCAUGGAUGCGUCUCCAAGAUCCUGACCCGCUUCUACGAAACGGGAUCCAUCAAGCCGGGCUCCAUCGGCGGCAGUAAACCGAAGCAAGUGGCCACUCCCACGGUGGUGAAGAAGAUCCUCCGCCUGAAGCAAGACAACCCGGCGCUGUUCGCCUGGGAGAUCCGAGAGCAGCUCGCGGCAGACCGCGUGUGUGAGUCUGCGGCCCUGCCCUCUGUGUCUUCCAUCAACCGAGUCCUAAGGAACUCAGGACUCUGGACACCACAUGAGGCCGCCGCUGCAGCUGCUGCAGCGGCGGCAGCGGCAGCAGCAGCAGCCGCCAGUUCUUCUUCAGCAUCACCUUCGUCGCCGUCGUCGUCAUCUCACACACCUCAUGCCACUGCUGCUGCCGCUGCUGCAGCUGCCACAGCCGUCACAGCCGCUUCCAUAGCCGUAGGUAAGUGAAAUUGUUUCCAUAUAGUAGUAUUUCUCGAGAGGUUAAUUAACGAGGCACCAAGCACUCCACCGGGCUACGCUUCACACCACCUGCCUUGCACCUACGACUUUGAAC
Scylla paramamosain (green mud crab) is the source of this 1631-nucleotide messenger RNA. Its product is annotated as paired box pox-neuro protein-like. Gene Ontology annotation, molecular function: RNA polymerase II cis-regulatory region sequence-specific DNA binding; DNA-binding transcription factor activity, RNA polymerase II-specific. Gene Ontology annotation, biological process: regulation of transcription by RNA polymerase II; anatomical structure development. Lineage: Eukaryota; Metazoa; Arthropoda; Malacostraca; Decapoda; Portunidae. The record is from RefSeq and is a predicted model, not a curated record. The transcript is spliced from 3 exons. The coding region runs from base 800 to 1525 and encodes 241 amino acids.